Messenger RNA from Ictalurus furcatus (blue catfish), 4015 nucleotides. It is a transcript of the gene tbccd1, whose product is annotated as TBCC domain containing 1. The transcript is spliced from 7 exons. Gene Ontology annotation, biological process: maintenance of centrosome location; maintenance of Golgi location. Gene Ontology annotation, cellular component: spindle pole centrosome. Lineage: Eukaryota; Metazoa; Chordata; Actinopteri; Siluriformes; Ictaluridae. Bases 1099 to 2847 code for a protein of 582 amino acids. The record is from RefSeq and is a predicted model, not a curated record.
AAUGUGGCAUGCCGCAGGUAUCGUCCCAAACAUUCUACACAGUCUAAAUUCUUCAUGACAUGGAUUAUACAAAAUGUUGGAAACCUUCCCUUAACAUUCUGGCUCAUGUUCAAAUUAUUGUCACAUAGGCUAAUUGAUCAUUUUUGAGGUGCACUUUCAUGCUGCGAAUCUCCCCUUCAAUCAAAUCACAAAGGUGCUCUAUUGGAUUCAAAUCUGAUGACUGAGGAAGCCACUGAAGAACACUGAACUCUAUCAUAUUCAUGGAACAAAUUUGAGCCACCUUUUGCUUUGUGACAUGGUGCAUUAUCAUGCUGGAAGUAGCCAUUAGAAGAUGGUAAAUUGUGGCCAUGAAGGGAUGCACAUGGUCAGCAACAUUACUCAAAUAGGCUGUGGCAGUCAAGCAAUGAUUGAUUAGUAUUAACAGGUACAAAGUGUGCCAAGAAAACAUUCCCCACACCAUUACACCACCUCCACCAGCCUGAACUGUUGACACAAGGCAGGUUGGGUUCAUGGAUUUAUACUGUUGGUGCCAAAAUCUGACCCUAACAUCUGUGUGCCUCAGAAGAAAUCGAGAUUAAUCAGACCAGGCUACAUUUUUCCAGUCUUCAACUGUCCAGUUUUGGUGAGCCUGUUCCGACUGCAGCCUCAGCUUUCUGUUCGUGGCUUUUAUUUUGAAAUCCAGUCAGGAAGUGGUGUGCUGUUUAGUGAAGUGUUGGCUACAGCAACCGCGCACCAAACGGAAAAGUGUUUUUUCUUUGAUUAAAAAAAAAAAAAAACAUUUUUUUUUUUUAGUUUGCUGCACGUUUUGGAUAACUAAAAGUUCAAAGUGAAAUUAAGGGAGAAAGCGUCAACCUGUGUAAAAAGAAAUAAACAAACAAACACUGCGCGUUAGAGUUUCUGGCGCCAAAUAAAGAGGUGUGCAGGCGGGAGCCAAUGUCGCGUACAAACUUUAUUUACAGCAACAUCCGCCAUUUCACUGUUACACUUUUAGCUUAAAAAGCUGAUUAGCACGCAAGGUACACUGCUUAUUUUCCUUAUGCACUGGAAGUGACUGGGCUCAGGGCUCCGAAGAGCAGAGGACGGCCGGAUGCAAAAAAAAUGGAGACCUUAUCGGCAAGUGUGUGGCCCCGUCUGGAGCCGUUCCUCCUGGGUGCGCUACAGGCCUCUCCUCCAAGCAAGCUGAGCAUGCACUACCUGCGCAAGAUGGCCUGCUACGUGCGCACACGUGAUGGCUGCUUCCCACGGCUGGGCUGGCAUAUGUGGCGGCACAUUGCCUGUGGCAAGCUGCAGUUGCCCGAGGAGCUGGCCUGGCUCUACUUUGAAACCUUUGACCUGCUGGAGCCACGCUCUGCUGAGAAGAAGCUUGAGUGGGCAGAGGCUCUGUCUCUGAGCCUGAACCCUCGUGAUCUCGACCGCCAGCGCAGCAAGCUGUCUGUGGACACGCUGCAGUUCCUGCUGUUUCUCUACCUGCAGCAGCUGAACCGCGUCUCUUUGCGCGUCUCUCUAAUUGGUGAAGAGUGGCCGAGUCCUCGAUCGCGCUCCUUGUCAUCCUCCUCUGAUAGGGAGGCCAAGAUCAGCUCCCAAAACAAGAAUUGGGAUGACCAGGCGCACCUUACCUUCGUGCAGACUCACCUGGCUGAACUGCUGGAGCUGUUGGCAGAUCCAGUCGAGCUGAGGGGUUCGGGUCAGGCCUCGCGAGACGGUAAACUCUCAGCCGAAGCCCUGCAGGCUCUCAGCGUGCUGCUGGAGGGCACGGCGAGCCGCGGCCGCACUAUCCAUCCUCUCCAUCGACUACUGAGCCGCAGCCCACUCCAGUCCAUGGCUGGAUACUCAAAGAUCAGCCGCUCCUACUCAGUGCAGCAGUUGCAGAGCUGGUUGAGCCAGGUGCUCACACUCAACCCGUUCGGCAUGUCCACCUGCCUGCGCUCGGGCAAGAAGCUGGCCUGGGCUCUGCAAGUGGAAGGUUCUAUGAAGAGAGCCAAGAUAGCCAGGAACACACACAUGGCCCCUCCAGGCAGCAGGGUGGUGCUGAUGUCCCAGGUUUACAAACAGACGCUGGCUAAAGACUCUGAGAAACUGGCUGGCGCGAACGUCAAACUGCACCGCUGCAGCGAGGCUUUUAUCUACCUACUUUCACCCCUUAGGUCAGUGACUCUAGAUAAAUGUCGAGACAGCACCGUUGUUCUGGGCCCAGUGGAGACCAGUGUGCACAUGCAGAGUUGCGAGAAUGUGCGGCUGGUGUGUGUGGCCGGACGCUUGGCGGUGGGUGGCUCCACCGACUGCACCGUUCAUGCUCUCACUCCCACUAGGCCACUUCUACUGCCUGGCAAUGCCAGCCUCACACUGGGGCCUUUCCACACACACUACCCCAGCCUAGAGGACCACAUGGCCAGUGUGGGUUUAGCGGUCGUCCCCAAUCUCUGGGAUCGGCCGCUGAUUUACGCCCCAGAUUGUCCCUCACCAGACCAGGCCUGCUACCGUGUCCUGCCCCCUGCACAGCUCUGCCCUAUGGUAGUACCGUUCCUCAUGGAGGGCGACACCUGUGAGGUGCCAGGGGGACUGCCGUCAGACUACCAGCAAGCUCUGGAGGAGCGUCAACAGAAGGUGCACGACUGGCAGAAGCUGGUGAAAGACACGCACCUUAACAAGGAGCAGCGGCGGCAGUUCCGGGCUCUGGUAGAGCAGAAGUUUCACGAGUGGCUCCUGGAGACGGGACACAGACAGGAGCUGGACAGCCUACUGCCUCCAACCAUCACGCCUUCAAACACCACGUGCCAGUCAAACUCCACCCACGGCUCUGAAUGUUCGCUACAGCAUCCAAAAGCUCACACCCCCACAGUCUCCUGAGGACAUGAACACUGUAACAGACACCGAUGCACUUAUUUUAUUUAGUGAGCUUUACAUCUGCGUAGCAUUUCUCUUGGCUGGGGCAGACAAGCUUUUAUCUGAGCAGGUCUUCUCAACCCAGAACUGAUCCAAGAUCGGCAGUUAGCGUAGCAGACUCAGGAUAUGAAUUUGAAACGGUAUGCUGAAAGUUGUCUUCAAAAUAUGAUACAGUAUAUGCCUUGUACUACUUACUACUGUUAGAGAAUUAUAUGCUGGAUACAUGCUGCAGAAUAUGCCUCAUUAUUAUAUAUUUUUCCCUUAAUCUGCGAGCGGCAUGGCUUUUUAGGGGUUUUUUCUUUUCAUUAGACGCAAGCUUUACAGUUAAGGUACUUGAGCGUUGCAAGUACCUCCGAGAGGACGACUGCCUUAUUCAUUUUCAUAUGGAAGAAUAGCACAGAACAGAGUCCUGCAUUCAUGUGUACAGUUUGAAAGUGUUUACUUUUAGAAUUGUUGUCUUCUUGAAGUUGUCCAGUUUACAGGAAGGAAAUACAUGCCUUUUGCUGGUAUGCAUUCAUUUUCUUAAAAUAAGAGUUAAAAUAAGGGAAAGCUUAUCUAAGCCAGAAUAUAUUUAGCACUCUUACUUGAUGCUCGAUAUCCAUUAGUACCAACUUCUCUAUUGGCAGCCAGUAUGACUGUGAAUGUAUUUAUUUAUUUUUUUUCCCCUGCUGUAGUCGUUGCACUUCCAGUUUCAUAACUUUCCCAGUAAGUGCUACUUAUUGUGUUCUCUAAGACCAGUGUCGCUCAGUUCUGGAGUUCAUCUGCCCUGUAUAUUCAUUUCACAGCCCCAAAGGGAAAGCACUAAAACAUGGAAAAGAAGGGAGUCCGCAACAGAAAACCGGGGAAGCAUUGCUCUAGAUUCAUUAUGAGAUUUAAUUUAUAUGACCUGUAUAUUCAAACCAACAUGAAAUACCAUAUUACUCUCUGGAUUCAUUUUUCUACUUCUGUAGGAACUCACUUUUGUCCGUCAUGUAUCUCGUCUCUUUUUCCAUUAUGAAUAAAGUGUAUGAAUAAAUCCAGAGGACCUGUUUUUACAAAGAGAGCACAGUCUGUUAAGUACAGUUUGGCAUUAUGUUUAGAUUAAGGGAAGAGAUUUUGUUUGACUACCAAUAAAAGAUGCUUUAUCUUUGCA